Messenger RNA from Ophidiomyces ophidiicola, 2259 nucleotides. RefSeq lists its product as uncharacterized. The record is from RefSeq and is a predicted model, not a curated record. Bases 1 to 2259 code for a protein of 752 amino acids. The transcript has a single exon. Lineage: Eukaryota; Fungi; Ascomycota; Eurotiomycetes; Onygenales; Onygenaceae.
AUGACCUUGAGAAAGGCAAACCCAGACGACGCGCCGCCGCCGUACACGCCGACGGAUCCGCUUACACCCGCGUCGAGCAGCGUCUCUGCUAACGGAGAGCUGCCGGCACCGCCAACCACAGACCCAGCUCUAGUUCCAGCUCCAGCAGCAGUAUCAGAGCCAGAGCCGGUGCCAGAGUACGAGCAUGUUUCGCAGCCAACAGACAACUUCAUCUCUGCGGUGCCGUUCUUCGCCGAACGCCCUCCCACUCUUCCACACAGCCCACACGAAGAAGUACUCCAGCAUACAAUCAUCAUCUAUAGCAGAAGCCAGGCCAGGGACUACUCUCGGUUCCCGCGCUGCUGGCGAUCUCGCUCCGAGGAGGUCACGGACAAUGACUGGCGUACGUUUCUGAACUAUCUACUACCGUCUCACCUGGGUCCUGCGUCACAUCAUCCAGGUCUCCCACACAAACUCCGCCAGGAGAUCGAAAGAGACCACAGAGACUGCUCUCAAGAAUCCGACGACCAACGUAGGGCCAGGAUUGCCACCGUUGUCGAGGAAUGGAAUCACCACUUCUUUCGUCCAAGGGCCAUGGCUGUGUCCUAUUGCUUUGCUCCUGAGGCCAAAACUGAAACAAUCUCUCCCCUUUGCCCGAGGUGCUACCCAUCGACUGUGAGAUCAAUGCCCAUAAGACAUGGCUCUGGGUCGAAUCUCUCAAGAAGCCAAACAGCGCCACCAGAAGCCCUGAAUUCCAUUCCCCGGAAGCCCGUCGGGACAAACACGACACAACCUUCUGUCGGGCAGUCUCAAUCAGGGAGAAAUGAACCUAAUGGUACCCAGUCAGAUGGACCCCAGAACUUUGGAAACCAGUCCUAUAUAGGCUCUUGGGCCUCUGCAAUUCAGAACUGGGCUACUAACUUGUCAGAACAAGCUCAGAUAUAUGGAGACACCAUCGAACGGCAGGCCAAUGAGCGUGGAAGGCAGUUCGAAGCCAGAGCUGAAGCUUUUGGUCGGAUGAUGGAAGCUAGAGGCAAUGCACUGGAGAACUAUUUUGAGCAGCAGGAAAAAAGAUUUGAGGGCAGAAGCGCAAGAUGCGAACCAUCUUGCGAAAGCCGUUCGUCGUGGCAGCACCCCUGGACCCCUUCUGGGCCCCGGGCUAGGGGUGCUGGCUGUGGUCAUCGCGGUGCCUUUGGUCCCCAAUACCGUGGUCGUGGACGAGGACGUCCAGGCUGGAAUGGCUCCAGUUGGAACCGCUGGGAUCAGCCCACGAGCUCCCAACGGCCUCGAAGCGCAUCUAUAUCCUCGCUCUCGUCCUCACUGUCAUCGUCCUCUUCCAGCUCUGAUUCAUUGUCUUCCCAUUCCUCAGAAGAUGAUCAAGGAUCUUCUGUAGCAGAUGCUCUUCGCCAGCAGCGCAUUCAAGCCCGCCACCUUUCUACAGAGCAUCAUGCGAGGACUGCCGCUUUACGCCAUGAGAUGUGCGCUCUGAGAGCUGCCCACAAAGAACUACGGUCUUCAUGCAAUCGACGCGGGGGGGCGGACCAUGAAGAAUACUCGUUUGACAAAGUUGCUGAAGCCCAGGCUAUCAAAGUCGAAGUGGGGAAUCUGAAGCAGGAAUACAAGAAUACUAGAAAUGAAUUCCGCCAGGAGAGAAAACAACUGCGAAAGGUCAGGAGGGAUUUGAGAAAGGAGCGGAGAAAGGAGAUCAAGGCAGAGAAGAAACAGAGAAAAAACAAAGGCAAGGGUAUGCAUGAUUCUUUUAUUGCCAGUUAUGAAGCUGAAUAUUAUUUGCUGAUUUUAAAAGGACCCGUACAAGGCCUACCCCAAGCUUCUUCUGGUCUUAUCCCUGUCGAAAACCCGCCGCCUCCGGUAGCUCCACCAACGGUGCCCGUGGAGCCACCCUCGUCAACAGUACCAGCGAACCAAUACCCUCCCAUCCCUGAGACUUCAGAUAUACCACUCGAUGCAGCCGCAGAAAUCCGAGCUCACACCGCACCAUCCCCAACACAGAUCCAGCAGGAAAAGUCAAAGCUCGAGGCUAAAUCAAAAGCAAAAGAGAAAACUAGCUCUAGCGAUGCUGUCCCCAAAUCAAUGACUUGGGGGUGGACGCGGGGCGCAGGCUCUAAAGCAAGCUCCCGGAAAAAGGCGAAAGAAGGCGAGCCACAGAAUAUGCAGUGGUCGGGUGAUGGCCAGCAGGAGAAUGGGGUGCUCAUUGUGGGUGGCGACGGCCGGGAGCGAGCAGAGAUGGACGGGGCACCACAGCCACCGAAUCAAGCAUAA